Bombus huntii is the source of this 1483-nucleotide messenger RNA. RefSeq names its product cylicin-1-like. NCBI's taxonomy places the organism in Eukaryota, Metazoa, Arthropoda, Insecta, Hymenoptera, Apidae. The record is from RefSeq and is a predicted model, not a curated record. The transcript has 3 exons. The coding region runs from base 1 to 1176 and encodes 391 amino acids.
AUGAGCAAAAAAUCAGAAGACACAUCUUCUGUUAGCCCUAUGGCUACUGGUGUGGAUCCAAGUAUUCGGGCCAUACUAGACGCUAUGCAGAAGCAGAACGAAAUCAAGUUAAGAAAACUGUUAAAGGAGACUAUUAAAGCAGCGACUAGUCGGAGUUAUCAGGAAGAAGACCAAAUGAUGACAGCGAAAAAUGCGUGUGACACUACAGAAUCAAAAACUUCAGCAGAUCUUAUGUCGAGAAAUUUAGAUGCUAAUAGACAAGAGAGGUCUUUAGAGAAUAAAGAUGACAAGAAUCCAUCUCCAUCUAUGUUAGAUAGUAGUAAACGGAGCAGUCGUUAUAAUGUUGCUGCAAAGCCUGCUACUUCGCCAAAAUUUGAAGAAAUUGUUUAUAAUCAAACCAGACAAUCAAACACAAAUAAAAUUUUGCGAAGCGCUUUAAAGACGAAAUUAAUCGAAGACAAGUGUGAAAUAAUUAAUAAACAAAAGGCAUCGGAAAAUGUAGAAAAUAAAUAUGCCAAAGAAGAAAAAAGAGGUGUUAAACAAAAAUCAAUUUCAGAUAGUGAAAACGAAACAACUGAUACUCGUCAACGAAGGGAAGUUCUUUUAACGAACACAGCUAGUGAUAGCGAUAGGUAUAAAUCUGUAGAAAAUGAUAAUGCAGUAACGGGUGUAAUAGCAACUGAUGAAGCGAAACAUAGAGGCAGACCUAGGAGAUCGGAUAAAGUCGAAGUUAAAAAAGAUGAAGAUACAAGGAAGAUCCUACAAAAUGAGAAGGGUGGAUUAGAAGAACAAAGAAAACUCGAAGAAGAUACAAAAGAAGAAACUACAGAGACAGAAGUCAAUUCAAAAGGUAGAAGCCGCACUCAAAAUGAUAUGGAAGAUGUAGUAGAAGAUUCACAAGAAUUAUCUAACAAAAGUAAGUUAUCAGAAAUAAGGAUUGCACUUAACAAAAUUGAAUAUACAAAAACUAUUUUACGGAAUAAAAAGAAUUCAUUAGAAAGAGAAAGAGGAGUAAGGGAAAAGAAGAAAAUGUACAGACAGAAAUUAUUUCAAAAAAUAUAUCAGAUGAUAAAUGUGAUUUGCUUUAGAAAAAAAAAAAUAUUAUCCACAAACUACAUUAGGAAUUUAUCUAUUUUAGUGAGGAGAAAGAAAAAGGAUAGAGGAGUUGAUCAAUAGACUGUGGCUUUUGAAGCGUUUAUGAAAAACUUACAAUUUUAAUAAAAUAUUCAAUGUAAAGUCUUUGUUAUAAUAUUCAAAUAAAUAGAUGAAAAAAAACUGAAUUUGCAUAAUUACUCAUGGCUUAUUGAUCAAUCAUGCGACUCGUUCAGAGGUAACUCGAGUUGUAAAGGCGACAAUUUAUUAAAAAUGGUAUAUCUGACGUACGAUGCAUUUGCUCAUGUUAAACUAUUUAAAUAAGUAUAAAAAUCACGCGAAAAAAAAUCUACUGAAAAUAAUGUUGAACUAGUUAAUAAUAAUAAAUAAU